GCCUGCGACUUUUUUCCUCCUCCGCCCGCUUCGGAGGCGGUGGGCGUGGGGGAGGGGAGAGGAGGGCGGGGCCGGAGGCCCCGAGGCCCCAGUGCGGUCGGCUGCUCGCGCUACUUUCUGUUCGCGUCGGCGGAGAGGCCGCGACGACCGCAUCAGAGCUGACGUGGGUGCGACGUGGGGCCGCCGUCGCCGGGUUGCCUGGGCGGCGGCCGUCGGGCUCUGCGUCCCCACCUCUUCCCGUCGUAAUCAGUGACGAGCCCGCUACGUAAACCCUUCGCGGCGGGAUAAAUAAAGAAGAAAGCAGGGAAGGAGCAAAACAUUAAUUACACAUGUAAUAAUAAUGAGCAAAUGUGUCAGGAAAAAGUAUAUGAGGACAAAUGUAAGGCAAAUGACCAUGGAAACAAUUGAACCACAACAGCAUCGAAGUGUAACACAUUCUGGGGCAGAGCACAGCUGUGCUCAUAUGCAGACUGGACAAAUUUCUGUUCCUACUCUAGCUCAGGUUUCUGUAGCUGGAUCAGGCACUGGAAGAGGCUCCCCAGCUGUGACUCUAGUACAGUUACCUUCAGGUCAAACUGUGCAGGUCCAGGGAGUAAUUCAGACACCACAUCCAUCGGUCAUUCAGUCACCACCAGUACAAACUCUGCAGGUAGCAACAAUUGCAGAGACAGAUGAUUCUGCAGAUUCAGAAGUAAUCGAUUCUCAUAAACGUAGAGAAAUUCUUUCACGAAGACCCUCAUAUAGAAAAAUACUGAAUGAACUUUCCUCUGAUGUGCCUGGUAUUCCCAAGAUUGAAGAAGAAAAAUCAGAGGAAGAAGGAACACCACCUAACAUUGCUACCAUGGCAGUACCAACUAGCAUAUAUCAGACUAGCACGGGGCAAUACAGUAUGUAUGCUAUGAUUCCAUAGACACAGUGCUAGCUUUAAGUCUUCCCUAGUUACAGUGAAGCAGCGUGGGCUUGGGCAUCUGAAUGCUUUAUUAUCAGCUGUACAGUGUUAACAACUGUGUGCCAUAGAAAAAAAGUACAUGUGAAAGGGAAAGCAGUAAGAUGUUUGUACUGGCAGCUGAAAAGUAAAAGUCUUUGUUGCUAGAUAUGAAAGAUAAAUGGUUAAAAGUUAAAGGGAUGGUUUUCUAUUUACAUGUUUAUAUUCAUCUCAAGUAAAAGUUUUAAAGUUCCUGUUUUUGUUGUCUUCAUGUUAUAAAUGUCUGUAUUUCAUUGUUGUUGGCUUUUGUUGCCAAUAGCUUACUACAAUUUAUCGGAAAGAGGUAAAUAUGUUUUCUAAAUUGUGUUUCAAAUGUAAUUUUGUUUUCAUUACUCUGUUAAUUUGUGCUGCAGUUUUUCUAAAAAUACAAAAAAGAUUUAACUUUCAAACUAUAGCAGUUGGAUAGAUCUCUUUAUUUGGACUUUACUUACUGGAAGCUCUAAUAAACAGAUAUAUUGGCAUUUAGUCUUGUGCAUUUUAAUGGAUUACUACUUCUGUGCUUUUUGUUCUAACUAAAGCACUAAUUAUUUUCCCAUUUUCCCGUGUCAAAGGACAAUUGAUAAACAAAUUUGAUAAUGAACUGUGGGACCUAGAAAACAAAGUAAAGGAAAAGAAAGGAAGGCAGGGGAGCUGCUGCUUGGGUACUUGGGGAUGUGUGAUGUUAAAUACUGCGUCAAAAUGCAAAGACUUUACAUUUUCAGUUUUUUCCUUUUAAAAAGUACUAAUACCCCCAAAGCUUCAAGGCUUGGCUAUUAAAACAUGUUAUUAUCUUCUUUUGUGUAUGGAAAGCUCUUACGAAGCUGUUAGGGUGUGUUGUUGUUUGUUUCUUAGAAUUUCUCC
Messenger RNA from Microtus oregoni (creeping vole), 1825 nucleotides. RefSeq names its product cAMP responsive element modulator (gene Crem). The record is from RefSeq and is a predicted model, not a curated record. Gene Ontology annotation, molecular function: protein binding; RNA polymerase II cis-regulatory region sequence-specific DNA binding; DNA-binding transcription factor activity, RNA polymerase II-specific. The transcript is spliced from 6 exons. Gene Ontology annotation, biological process: regulation of transcription by RNA polymerase II. Gene Ontology annotation, cellular component: ATF4-CREB1 transcription factor complex; nucleus. The coding region runs from base 341 to 910 and encodes 189 amino acids. Lineage: Eukaryota; Metazoa; Chordata; Mammalia; Rodentia; Cricetidae.